AUGCGCUUUCAAGCUCUCCCCGUUCUCGCUGCCGUGCUUGCAUUCCCUACCCUUAUCUUGGGUGAACCAGAUUGCCCUCAAGGUGGCUAUUGGCACUGGAGUCACGAAGAGGCAAGAAGUGCAGCCGCGCAUGGAAUCGACAAAUGGUGCAAUAACAUUGCCCCUUCCACGUUUAAAGGCGGACAAGAGGUGAAACAGUGCCUUGAGGUCGAUUAUGAUCCGAAGAACGUUAAUCUGUGGAUGAAAAACGACAACUCGGGUGAUAAGGUCCUCUCCAUCGACCAGUGCAAGAAGUUGCUUAAGAAGAUCGUCGAUAGUUGUCCUGCGGGUGGUUCUGACCGCACUAAUGAUGGCUGGGCACCACAAGCGAAACCUGGUGGUGCCUGUUGGGUCUAG
Aspergillus pseudotamarii is the source of this 396-nucleotide messenger RNA. RefSeq lists its product as uncharacterized. The transcript has 2 exons. The coding region runs from base 1 to 396 and encodes 131 amino acids. The record is from RefSeq and is a predicted model, not a curated record. NCBI's taxonomy places the organism in Eukaryota, Fungi, Ascomycota, Eurotiomycetes, Eurotiales, Aspergillaceae.